UUUUUUUUUUUUAAUGGUGUGGUCGGAUGCUACUCACUCUAUGCCUGAACGCCGACACUACAGCUUUCCCCGAAAACGACGUCGGCUCUGCACUGUCCUAUUUGUGGCGAGGAUAAACGUCGAAUUCUCCUACGCCGCUACUUUUGACAUCACGGCCGAAGUGCCACGUUGAAAGUAUAUUCUCCUAUUCCCAGCCCGAUGAUGGAGCGACUUCAGGAACCCCAGGAAAGCAGUGAUUUGAGCACUGGAGGGAUUUGCUUCAGCUGUGAACAGAUCUUUUCCAGCCAGAAAUUUUUGGAGGAACAUGUGUGCCCCUUUACUAGCCACAUCUGCUCGUGCGGAACAGAGUUUGCCGUAUACGAAGACAUGAUCUGCCACAACUUCACACAUGAACCAGGACAACAGGUGCUGCAUCACGAAACAAUAAAGAAGCGGCGAUUUGAAAAGCACAUUGAGGAAGAGGAGAAGCUGAAACGCUUCAAGUCGGGUGAAGUUGUCUGGAAAGCAGUUGGUGCAUCUGUGUCGGGGAAGCCGGCAUUGCAGUCGCCCUCCGCAUCAGUUUGUUCGACAAAGAUUUCAAAACCGAUCUCUCACAUGCCCACCAUGUACCCCUCCGUGUGGUCGUCCAUUCUGCCUCGCAAAGCUGGAGUAGACAUGAAGAGUAGUAUGUUUUCUGGUGCGGGGGUGCCAACAGUGGAUCUUUGGACAAUCUACCAGCCUGUGGUGGUAGUGCAAACGGUCCGCAAGUGGAACCAGUGGAAGCCGUACACUUGUGGUAAAUGUGGCGAGGGUUUUGUCACCAAGCGAAUGCUCAUUUCACACAUUACGACUCACAUUGCAGAUAAAAUCUGUGGCUGCAUUGGAUGUGGCCUGCUGCUUUCCAGCAGGAAGUUAGUGCCUCGCUUCCACGCAUGUAACUCCCCCAGCACCACGGCCAAACUCAAACUCAUUACGGCUAGGCCACUGAAUUACAAGAAGCCUGUCCCGGAAAUAGACUUGACUCAGAGCCCGCGCAAGUAUUCCAAUGCGGGUAACAAAAACAGUCAGAUGCUUCAAGUCACCUCUGCCCUGCAGUUGAAAAAUCUAAAUGUCCGAACCUCCGGCAGAGUCCCUCAGGGAGCUCGCGCCACGCCUUCCCAGCAGGUCAAACGUCAAAAUUCCAUGUUAAACACGGCCCAGAAAAGCACCUGGAAGCAUUCGCCCUCGCCCACGACGACGAGCGUAAACCUUAGCCAGUCCGUGGAGACGUCCUCGGGGGUAGCCGACUUCACGUGCCGAGUGUGCCACGUCCCCUUUGAGAGCAUUCAGCAGCUGCAGAGGCACAAGUGUCCCAAAGCUGACGAGUUCAUGGCCAAGCACGGCCGCAUCGGCAAGGUGAUCAAGCCCAGACGGGAUGCGGUCGUGUCCAAGGCCACCGUCACCCGGGUGAACGGUGAGAGGAGUUAUACGUUCCCUGCGGACGUCAAGAAACAACAAGUCGCUUACGACAAAGGGCGACGCGCUGAAAAUGUGGGUACAGGAGACGAUACGGAAGACGAUUGUUACAUCGUGGAACCCGGACCAGAAAAAACAUCUGAAAUGAUCUACCAGGUCACCUCAUCUGUUCCCAUUAAAACUUGACCGGUUUGCACGUCGCACAUUGCUUAUGUUCAUUCCAAAGGAGUAAAAUGUUUCCUGACACCUGUACUUUUAAAAUACAUGUAUGAGUGUAUGCUUUUAGAUUUGAUAGAAUUUAAUAUGCAUUUGAAUCUGGCUGGAUCCUGUUUUUGUCAGGACAAAACAUCUGAAUUCUCAAGUUUACCAGUGAAUUUGAACAUUGGUGCUAAAUUACAAAGUCAACCAAUGUAGGUUAAAGAUGAAAAGUGUGGCAAAAACAAAGGCGCUGUAUUUUAGUUUUCUUGUCCUUUUUCUAAAUAUGGUUUAGCAUGAUCAGAAUGUGUUAGGCUUUGAGGAUUCACUUCUGUGACCAUUUUACUUUGACUCGUUUAAAGUGAACUUUAUGUAUUAAACUAUAUUUUCAAAUUCUCA
Molecule: messenger RNA, 2028 nt
Organism: Phyllopteryx taeniolatus (common seadragon)
Lineage: Eukaryota; Metazoa; Chordata; Actinopteri; Syngnathiformes; Syngnathidae
Exons: 2
Coding region: 199-1620 (473 amino acids)
Biological process (GO): regulation of transcription by RNA polymerase II
Molecular function (GO): DNA-binding transcription factor activity; RNA polymerase II cis-regulatory region sequence-specific DNA binding
Source: RefSeq, a predicted model, not a curated record